Messenger RNA from Chondrus crispus (carragheen), 2101 nucleotides. RefSeq lists its product as hypothetical. The record is from RefSeq and is a predicted model, not a curated record. The transcript has 2 exons. Bases 1 to 249 code for a protein of 82 amino acids. NCBI's taxonomy places the organism in Eukaryota, Rhodophyta, Florideophyceae, Gigartinales, Gigartinaceae.
AUGCCGGGAGCUGGAACCGGCACCAGGGGAUGUCUAUUACAAUCCUCUUGCGAUGCUACCGCCUCACUUUCGUCAUUUCAAAUUUGGCUCGUGGUUCGCUUUCAUGCUCCCAACUUUCUCCGGCCUCUCGUUCGUGCUUCUCACGUUCCUUCCCUUUUCGUCGCUCAUAUUCAACUCAUGACCCGUCAACAACUCGACCCGCCACAUCUGUGUAGGGACCCUCGCUUUGCCAAAUGGGAACUGAGAUAAUGCUCCCGCAAUAAGGGACGCAUGUACCCAGGCCACGAUUCUAGAUGUGCAUCCUUUGGCGACAGAAGGAAGCAUUGAAGACGCACCGAACACUAAGUGGCUUCUGUAUCGAAGCGAGCAGCUUGGUCCACAAUGUUCCAGUAUGGGACAUGCUCAGGUUUGUGUUCCUAGAAGCUGGCCGUCCGCACCUCUCCCGACGACUUUGUUAACGGCCCCAACCUCAUCUCGCCCAGCACGGAGAGCGAGUCGCUCCGCCUCUUCGCGCAGAAGGACGCCGACGUCUGCCUCGUGCUGUACCGCGACCAUGCCCGUUGGUGCCCUACUGCCACAAGGUCCAGCUCCUGUUCGAAGCAAUGAAGGUCUCUUACAUGGUCAAGAAGAUCAACAUGAGCUGCUACGGCUCCAAGCCUUCCGUGUUUCUCAACCUUGCCCCGACCGGCCUGCUCCCGGCCAUCCAGCAUGACGGCAAGCUCAUUACCGUGUGAUGUCCGGUUCGGUCAGGGCUCGCAUGACCUGCAUCGUUCUGUGCACCGCGCAGGUGAAGUACCCUCGAAAAUAUUGACCCGCAAUAGAACCUGGCCUAACUGCACAUCGACAAACCGUGCUGUCCCCUUCUGGAUCCGCAUUCAAUGCGACUCCCUCGAGCAUUCCGAGGCACCGCAGGUUGUUGAGAAAGCAGUCAUUGAACACAAAGGGAAACCGAGUCCCAAGCAUGAGAAGCUUGCCGACAGUGCCAAUGAACGUAAAGUUGUUAAAACGGUUCACAACCCCUGGUUUGCGACUCGCCGCCAGCACCUCAUUUGACGGCUCAAAAGCCUCACGGAGCGCUUCUGACAGCACCGGCAAGUCCACCUCGAUGUCGUCCGAGUGCAUCAGCGCUAAACCCACAAAGCUCUCGGCGAGCCUCGCGUACUCCCCGUGGAUCAGGUGCAUCAACGCACACACCAGCGACUCGUGCACAGAUGUCGGCAUCUCGGAAACCAAUCCAAAAUCGAUCUAUUCAAGAUACCCAGAUUUCGUUCGCAGCACUUCCAAUGGGAAAAGAAACGCAACACCACAGUCAUUUUGCGAAUUACGACAACAACAAAAAUUAGUCUUUGAAAGAGAGGUUCGAGAAGUCACGUGAUAUGGUUUGCGCCCGCAAAACGUAGCAACGGGAAGCGACGGACGGGGGGGAAUGAAAAACGGAGAAACCCCGGCUGAUUGGGUCGACGUACUGUUUCCGUCGUGGCAUAUCUAUUGAGACGGGGGCAUCAGAAGAAGAAAAACAUAGGACCAGGCGUUGUCAGUAAACAAUUCAAUCCCAAGGCAGCGGUGCUCCCUUCACCCAGCGCGAACGCAGGCGGCGACAAAGGAAGGCGACGUACCAGCGUAUAAAAAUCCAUUAUCCAAAAGCUGGGUGAGCGCGAAGCAGAUGCCGGUCUCGACGAUAGGCAGAUCCUCAGGUCUAACGCGUGCCUGGUCAUCAAUAAGCUUGACGCCGUCGACCCACUCCGACACGAGGACCAUCCUCGCGCAGUACUUGGGAAACGACUUGGGUAAAUAGAUACCCACGACAUCACCAUACAGGCGGCGGAACUUGUCCAUAUUUCUAAGCUCGUUGCGAUAAAGCAGCUACCCAUGUACACUUCGUGUCCAAGAACUUUGGCUUGCCCCACAGCUGCAUGUGUGUUUUAAACACGAGACCGAGGCCACAUAUAAAUGGAUGAAAGAUAAACGGGCAGGCACCCCUAGCCGAAAAGAGUUCAAUUGGCAGGUAGGUUAGUAGCUACAGAUGAGGAUUGCGACGAAAGUUGGAUUGUCGGUAAGGAAGGCCGAAGUUCGAUCAAAAUGUAAAUAGCGGUUAUCGUUA